Molecule: messenger RNA, 1052 nt
Organism: Solanum lycopersicum (tomato)
Lineage: Eukaryota; Viridiplantae; Streptophyta; Magnoliopsida; Solanales; Solanaceae
Source: RefSeq, a predicted model, not a curated record
UCGAUUUUCCAUGAACACCCUUAGUGAUGAGUAUAUAAAGCUCAGCUCAUGAAGAGUUGAAAUAAACUAAGAAAACCAUGGGAACUCCUUCAUAUGAUAUCAAAAACAAAGGAGAUGACAUGCAAGAAGAACCAAAGGUGAAACUUCACCAUGAGAAGGGAGGAGAUGAAAAGGAAAAAAUAAUUGAAAAAGAGACUCCAUCCCAAGAUAUCAACAACAAAGAUACCAUCUCUUCAUAUGUUUUAACAGGAGAUGAUACACAAGAAAUACCAAAGAUGGAACAUGAGGAGGGAGGAUAUGUAAAGGAGAAAAUUGUUGAAAAGGAGACUAUAUCCCAAUAUAUCAUCAAGAUUGAAGGAGAUGAUGAUGCACAAGAAAAACUAAAGGUUGAGUAUGAGGAGGUAACUUUAAUUUCUUCUUUGACUUUUUAUUUAUUAUUUUUGUAUAUUUUACUGUCUAUUUAUUUCAUAUUCACAAAUUAUAUUUAUCACAUAUAUAUUGCUUUAUUUUCUUCAAAAUUACAGGAAGAAUAUGAAAAAGAGAAAAUAGUUGAAAAAGAGACUCCAUCCCAAGAUAUCAACAACAAAGGAGAUGAUGCACAAGAAAAACCAAAGGUGGAACAUGAGGAAGGAGAUGACAAAGAGACUCCAUCACAAGAUAUCAUCAAGAUGGAAGGGGAGGGUGCACUAGAAAUAACAAAGGUGGUAUGUGAGAAAAUUAUAGUACGAGAAGAUCUUGCUGUUCAAUCAAAACCUCCAUCAAAGCGUGAUCCUCCCAAAAUGCAAACAGACAAUAAUAAACUCUAGAAACAUCCAAAAAAAAUUAAUAAAUAAAAAAUUAUAAUUCAGAACGAUAAAGUAAAAAUUCUGAAUUUGUCUCCCGUUAGAAAAGUAACUUCAAAUAAAUAUUUGUCUUUCUUUGUAUUUUCAAAGUGUAAUUUGGUUAUUGUACUUUGAGAAGCUUUCUUUAGAUUGUUAUGUACUUGUAUUGCUUCCUUUCUUUUGGCUUAUUUAUAUAAUAUAAAUAAAAAAUAAAUAAAUAUCUAAUGAUAA